AUCAAGGAGCUCAGAGUGAAAACCUUAACUUUCCUCACAUUACCUCAGCCAGCCUCAAACUGUAUUUUGAAAGAAAUCAUGCUUGUCAAAUUUACCUGCGUUGUAGUCACCAGGGCAUUAUUUAUUUUGGUAUCUCUCAUCGGUGUAUGGAGAGUGACAUGGGUGAAAAAUAAUAAUUUAUACUGGUUUCUAACCAUCCUCUAUUUGCCUCUUGUGGCUGAAAUGAUUUUAACUCUGAGAAGAAGAAAAGGGAAGGAUUACAAAUGGUUUUCUCCAGCAAUAUUGUUUUUCCUCGUAAGUAUUAUCCCAACCAUAUGGAUCCUUGAAUUGCACCAUCAGCAAAACAGAUCAGAAGACUUAACGUGUAAUAAACUGGAUUCACCUGAGAGCAUCAACAUCUUUUUUGGUGAAAGGAGAAAUUCUUCCAAUGCAACCUUGAAUUUACAGGACCAACUAAAAUUCUUGUCGUCGGUUUGUGCCAAUGACUGGAUCCUAGCCCUUCACCAAAUCCUCCUGAUCCUGCUAAUAGUGGGGAAGUGGCUGCUACCAAUCGGUGGAGGAGUCACCAGAGAUGAAAUGUCCCAGUUGUUGCUCAUUUUUGUGGGCACAGCUGCUGAUAUCCUCGAGUUCAUCAGUGAGACGCUGCCUGACGUGAAGGAGAACAGUCUGGUCUUUGUGUGCAUUAUUCUUGCAGUUUGGACAUGGAGUAUGCUACAAUUUCCUUUGCAUUUUUCAGUGGUGAACACCAAACCUGAGGAUUAUUCUGAAGGCCAGGAUGACUCUAUCAUCUCCAAGUACAGGACAGAUAUAUGGAACAUUGUGGGAUGUUUUUUACUUCAAGACGGCCCCUUCUUUAUUGUCCGACUUACAGUUAUGUUGUUUUUUUCUGUCUAUCAUCAAAUGCUGGUCUUCUUUACCAUUAAGAACUUUCUGGUUGUGAUGCUUAAUAUAUACAGGAUGUGGGUCAUUUACAAAGAUUACACAUUGUGAGAAGUGCAAAAAGGACCUUG
Pimephales promelas (fathead minnow) is the source of this 1010-nucleotide messenger RNA. It is a transcript of the gene tmem26b, whose product is annotated as transmembrane protein 26b. The record is from RefSeq and is a predicted model, not a curated record. Lineage: Eukaryota; Metazoa; Chordata; Actinopteri; Cypriniformes; Leuciscidae.